Chenopodium quinoa (quinoa) is the source of this 4223-nucleotide messenger RNA. Its product is annotated as SEC1 family transport protein SLY1-like. NCBI's taxonomy places the organism in Eukaryota, Viridiplantae, Streptophyta, Magnoliopsida, Caryophyllales, Amaranthaceae. The record is from RefSeq and is a predicted model, not a curated record. Gene Ontology annotation, biological process: endoplasmic reticulum to Golgi vesicle-mediated transport; intracellular protein transport. The coding region runs from base 201 to 2039 and encodes 612 amino acids. The transcript has 2 exons. Gene Ontology annotation, molecular function: syntaxin binding. Gene Ontology annotation, cellular component: cytosol; Golgi membrane.
UUGGUCGAUAAUUCAUUUCCAUGGUUGAAUCAAACGCCUUGCAAGUAUAGGGGUAUAAGGAGUUUUGGCGGUGACAUUCCUGUAUCUGAAAUAAAAUCCUCUUUACCUCUCUAAUCUCAUCAACCAACCAAACACACCUUCAUCAUCUUAAUCCGCCAUUUCUACAACCUUCAAAUCUCCAUCUUCCCCAAAUCGCAACAAUGUCUCUCAAUCUUCGCCAGAAACAAACAGAAUGUAUAAUCAGAAUGUUGAAUCUGAAUCAACCAGUGAAUUCAUCAACAGGAAUGGCAAACGAAGAAGUAUACAAGAUCUUGAUCUACGACAAAUCUUCUCAAGAUAUUCUCUCUCCUCUAAUCCAUGUCAAAGACUUACGUAAGCAUGGCGUCACUCUCUUCUUCCUCAUCGACAAACCUCGGAAACCUAUCCCCGAUGUUCCCGCCGUUUACUUCAUCCGCCCAACUCCGGCCAACAUUCAACGCGUCGUUUCGGAUGCUGCUGUACCUCUAUACGAUACGUUUCAUCUCAACUUCUCGUCUUCGAUUCCUCGGCCUUUGUUGGAGGAUCUAGCUUCUGGGCUUCUCAAAUCAAACGACGCCGUUUCUAGGGUUUCUAAGGUACAUGAUCAGUAUUUGGAUUUUGUUACUUUAGAGGAUAACCUGUUUUCGCUUGCUUAUAGUAAUUGUUAUGUGCAAUUGAAUGAUCCUAAAGCUGAACAAAGAGAAAUUGAGGAAAUUAUUGAGAAAGUUGUUGAUGGGUUGUUCUGUGUUUUGGCUACAUUGUCUGUGGUGCCGAUUAUUCGGUGUCCGCAAGGCGGGGCUGCUGAAAUGGUGGCGUCUGCCUUAGAUCAGAGGCUUAGGGACCAUUUGUUGGCUAAGAAUAAUUUGUUUAGUGAAGGUGGGAACUUUGCCUCGUCGUUUCAGAGGCCGGUUUUGUGUUUAUUUGAUAGGAAUUUUGAGUUGGCUAUGGGGAUUCAGCAUGAUUUUAGGUAUAAACCGCUUGUUCAUGAUGUGCUUGGAUUGAGGCUUAAUAGGGUGAGUGUGCAAGGAGAGAAGGGAGGGAAUAAGUCGUUUGAGCUAGAUGGGUCGGAUCCGUUUUGGGUGGCAAAUGGAGGGUUGGAGUUUCCGGAGGUGGCAGUUGAGAUUGAGACUCAGUUGACAAAGUAUAAGAAGGAUGUGGAUGAUGUGAAUAGGAGGACUGGUGGCACUAGUGGGGCGGAGUUUGAUGGGACGGAUUUGAUUGGGAACACAAAGCAUUUGAUGAGUGCUGUUAACUCGCUGCCUGAGUUGACAGAGAGGAAGCAAGUGAUUGAUAAGCACACUAAUAUUGCAACCGUGUUGUUGGGUGAGAUUAAGGAGAGGUCCCUCGAUUCUUAUGCCAAAAAAGAGUAUGAUAUGAUGGUUAGGGGUAGUAUUGAUAUGAAUGAGUUGAUGGGUGUGUUUAAAGGGAAGGGUUCCAAGAUGGAUAAGCUCCGUUUUGCUAUCAUGUAUCUUAUUUCUUUGGAGACUGUUCCACAAUCUGAAGCAGAAAUGGUGGAAACGGCACUCAGAGAAGCUGAGGUUGAUACUAGUGCAUUUCAGUAUGUAAAAAAGAUAAAGUCAUUGAAUGUUCCUUUGACUUCUGCUAGUGCGGCAAGCAGAGGUAACAUAGUAGACUGGGCUGGAAAUCUUUUGGCUGCUGGUAUGAAGAAUCUUUUGGCAGGUGAUCGGCAGCUGGCAUUGGCAAGGAUAGUUGAAGCUUUGAUGGAAGGGCGACCUAACCCAGAGGUUGACUCCUAUGUGAUGUUUGAUCCUCGAGCUCCUAAGUCUAGUUCUGGUAGCCAUCUUAGAGGACCAUUUAAGGAGGCUAUUGUGUUUAUGAUUGGGGGAGGGAAUUACGUGGAACAUGCAAGCCUACAAGAGCUUGUGUCCCGUCAGCAGCCAGCCAAGCAUAUUAUAUACGGAACUACAGAAAUUCUCACUGGGGCAGAGUUUGUUGAUCAACUUGCCUUACUUGGAAAGAAGAUGGGAUUGGGAGUUAAUCCUGUGCCUUCAGCUCAUUGAUAAGUGUGAGGAGUUCAUUUGCUCUUCUGGAAAUUGGCGGACUUGUUUGGCAUCUAUUAUAUAUAGAACAACAGAAAUUCUCACUGGGGCAGAGUUUGUUGAUCAACUUGCCUUACUUGGAAAGAAGAUGGGAUUGGGAGCUAAUCCUGUGCCUUCAGCUCAUUGAUAAGUGUGAGGAAUACAUUUGCUCUUCUGAAAAUUGGCGGACUUGGUUGGCAUCUAUUCCCAUCCUUUGUGCAGGGAAGUCAAACUAAGCUAGAAUACUUUUGAUUUCUGAAGCAUCAGUCAUAAUUGAAUACAGUGAUAUUUUGAAGAUGUAUCGAAAUAGUUAUAUAGUUUGCAAAAGUGAGUAAAUUUUUGCUCCUGAAUACUUUUCAAGUUUUCAUAUUUAAUCUCUUUUGAUGUAUAUGUGUGCUGAACAUGUCAUUGUUUUUUCUUCUAGCAUCUUUUUAUAAUAUUCAUGUAUUCUUUACAUUUGGAAUUCGUCUUGAUUCAAGUAAUCUUCAGUAAACGACUUCUAGCUUUUAAGGUGAUUGUUAUUUUAUUUUUGAACUUGUUAAUAUUUGCAACUUUAUGAAGUUCUGUUGGGAUAUUCUGCAUGUUUUUGUUUUCAUGUUAUAUCUUAUAUGGUGUUACAGCUGCAUUCUUGCAACCUUUGUUGUGAUGUUUUUGUGUGUACAUCUACAAAAGAGUGUUUUCGUGGUCUUGCUGCCAGUAAUGUUGCAUCUGUUAUUUUUCUUUUUAGAUUGUAGAUCUGAAUGUACAUCAGUCCAUGCUUCUUUGACCGAGCAUCUUACUUAGUAGAGGCUUCUUAUGACUUUGGACCCCUUUUGGCUGUAAUUUUGGUGACAGCUUCGAUUCAGGUUUUAGAGUUCUAUGAUAAUUGUUGAAGGCUUUACUUAGGUUAGUAUCCAUCAUUUCUGCUGUCAAUACUUUGAGUGUUGCAGCAGAAACAAAUUAGCAGGAAAAUGUGAGUUUGAGGCUUAAUUGAAAGGUAAAGCCUUUUCAUAUAGGUAUGUAGUAGUUUGAUUUUCUGCAGGAGACGUAGUUUUCUCAUCUCUGUAUGUUCUGUUAUAAUGCUGAUGCUUAGUUAAAUGUAUGCACUUGCAAAGUUGCAAGCAUGUUAUUACUGUUGAUCAGGGUUAUGCUGUUGUUUACCUGUUGGCGAGGGUAGUCAGGGCUUUCUCCUAUCUAAUAAGCUCCGAAAGAUUAAGGCGGUUUUCCUCCCAAAAUAUACAACUGCUUCUAGGUGGUAACAGGUAGAUAGGCAGAGCUACUAUCUGCUUAACAUCUCUCUGCAGUGAAGUGAUAGUAUAGAUGCCUCUAAAACUGGUACUGCACAAGAAGCUAUGUAGAUAACAGUUCGUGAAGCAAGCCGGGCUCUCACAGAGCAAGAAGUAAGACAAAUUCUUGCAGUCCUUGAAAAUGCUGCUAGGGAAGAAAUUGUGAAAAGUCAGUGUUCUUUCACUUUUUAAACAAUGUAUUUAUAGAAAGGCAGACGUGAUUUUUAAGUUUUAGUUUUUCUGUUGCAUAGAUCUCCUUGUCAUGAUAUCUUUGAUUUGUGCAGAAAUACGAUAUUUUAUUUGAGGGGAAUGCUAAGCAAGCUAAGGGAGCUUUUACCUUUAAUCAAAGGUUCAUAGAGCAAAGGAACAGCUGGAGAUUCUACGUUUAUAUUUUCAGUUUUAGCUUGAGCUUGAAUCAAGUUACAGAGUAUGAAUUAAUGGUUUGAGUCAAGCUUUCAUUUCCAACUAGAACAAGGCUCGAGGUCGAGUUUUAAUUGGAAUUGAAGUGAACUUAGCUUAGAAUUUAAAUCAUUGCUUAUAUUAAUCCCUUUUGGAAAUUGUUAUGUGAAUAUGAAAGUUAAAUCUUGUUCCUUAUACAUGAAUUAUUGAUAUUGUAGAUUUUACACUUGGAGUAAGUACCAUUUUCCCUUCUUGUAAAAAAAAAAGGGUACCAUUUUCCUUUUGUUAUGAAGUAUCUAUUGUACUAUGCAAUUUCUUGAGAUACCUAGCUGGCAUGGAAAGUUUUGAUAUUGAAUUGGAUGAGGAACAAUGAUGAUUCUUCGAUUAGCCCAUCAUCGAAGGAUUGGUUGCUAAUUAAGACUCUACAAAGAACUGGAAAAACAAGGGAUCAGCUUACCCAGAAGGAAAUAGGAAGUACAAAGAAAGGAAGGAAAAAAAAAAA